GGUGCUUCUUGGCAAUAAUUAAGAGUCAGAAGCCAGGAAAUAGGAUGCUCUGAGUACGAUAACAUGGCAAGGGUGGGAGGGAAGUGUUGUUGUUAUGAAGGAAGUGUCUCCCGCACCCCGUCACGCCCACCGCCGCCGCCGCCCCGCCGCUCGCCAUGGACUCCCCGGACGUCAACGCGAAGUACCAGAAGCUCGCCACGGAGUACUCCAAGCUCCGAGCCCAAAACCAGGUGCUGAAGAAAGCUGUCGUUGAUGAGCAAGGAAAAAACUCACAGCUAUCUGAUUUAAUGAAGACACGAGAUCAGCUGCUGAGGAAGGCUGAGCAAGAGAAUGACUCCCUCUCCUUCAGAAAUCAACAGCUAACCAAGAGAUUAACACUUCUACAAGAGGACCUGGAUGAAAUACAGACAAAGGGGAAAAAAGGAAAAGGCAAGGGCGAGUCAGUGGUUGAUGGAGCUGUUGCUGACGCAGACGUAUUCACAGAAGAACUUCAUUUAAAGAUUCAAGAAAAUGCAAGAUUACAGUCAGAGCUUGCAGAAAGUCAGACAACACACCGUAAACGUUUGUCCGAAUUUGAAACACAACUUGAUGCAGCCAAAAGAGAAACACAAAAAUACAAGGAUAUGCUGCAGCUUCGAGAAAGAUCGGCUAAUGAUAUGAUUAGCCAGUUAGAGAGUGAGAGGGUUCGUCAGGAGGUUGUGGCCCAACAGAGACAAGCUGAGUUACAAGCUUUAAAGGAACAGGUGGCCAGACUACAGGAAAAGCUCAGUAGUGAGGCCAGCGGCAAAACUUCUGUUGUAGACCAGCACUCUCAAAGGGACACCCCAGAUAUGGGAUCAACUGCUGCCCAGAGAGGACCAGGGUCAAGCAGCCUUAAUAUUCCAGUACAAAAUGGAAGAGAGAAAUCUUCCAGUUUUACAGCAAGGAGUUUAGUGGAUACCUUUGAUGGUUUGAUUCAAGAAAUGUCACAAACAUUUGCCAAGUUUUUGUGUACCUACAGUACAAGAGUGAAACUGCAUGAUCAUCAGUCAGAUGUUAAGCAAAAAUUAAUAGAGCAUUUGCGGUCAGCUGCUAUCCCAUGGCAGUCUCUGACAACAGCAUAUCAUCAGUUGGCUGAGACUGCCUCUUCGGAGGAAUUUGUUGCUAUAGAAACCUUGGUGGGACUGUCCACUGUAAGCCAGCAAGUCAGUUCAUGUGUUGCGAGUUUACGCAAAGUCCUACCCCUCGUGGUACACUGGGUUUGUGAGGGGAGCAAAGGCCAGGCAAGCACAGACCGAAGUAGUGCCUCCUGGAGUGCAGCAUUCAGCCGGCUGGUGUCCUCAUUGGGAUCCCUCACCCCUUACGUUAACACUCUUGCCAACCAGAGCACACCGAACUCCAGCAUUCCCCUCAGUGCACAGGGCCGCAUCAUCUCCAUGCUAAGUGACCGCCUCAGUAACUUGCAUGCAGCCCUCAGAGAGGCCACAAGUGCAUACCAAAGGAAAGCUGAGAGUGAGAAAGAGCUUUAUUUAAUAUCGUCCGAUGCAAAGGCUAUCAAUGAAGAGAUAUUUAGUGUUCUCUCUUCACUUACUCUCACAACUGGUAAGAUGUCUCAUAUCUUCAAGGAGCAGGUGGUGCCUUCCUGGAAUCGAGGGGGAUCCACCCCCAGCACACCCUCCUCACCCUACCCAAGUAUGCCUUAUUCCCUUAGUAAAUCAAGAACUUCCCUCUGUGGUGUUCAAGAUGAUGGGCCAUCAACACUGUAUGAUGGCACACCGGUGAGCCCAUUAGACAGCACUGCACAUGGGGACAUCGAGGCCUCCCUCAUGAAGCAGUUGGCUCUGGCCACCUCAAAACUUACUCAGCUAGAAGCAGAGAGAGAGCACUGGAGGCUAGAACAUCAGCUCUUACAAUGCAAGCAUCAAAAGGAAGCAAAGAGAGUUCGAGAGCUGGAGAAGCAGCUGAAGGGGGAAACAGCCUCUAUAAAGGAAGAAGACCACAAGGAAUACUCGUCGUCCAUCUCCUCGGCAACAUCACUGGUUGGGGAGGUGCAGGGUUGUGAUGGGGCAUUCGACGAGAGGGAAAAGGAUAUCCGGAAUCACUUCACCAACCGCUGCUCACACCUUUACAUGCAACUCACCUCAGCAACGAGCCAGGCUGCCCUCUACCAGAAUGAGUGUGAGGCAUUAAUGAGGCGUUUGGCAGUGAGUGAUGAAUGUAGGGGUGCCAGUGAGCAGGAGAUGGACAAGCAAAGAGAAAAAGUCAAUCAGCUGAGAGAAACCCUUCAAACAACCAGCAGAAACUAUGAAGAACAAAUUUCCACAAUGUCGGAACACCUUGCUGACCUCAACGAAAAGUUGACAGCUCAGUCAGAAGUAAUAGAACAGUUUAGGUUUGAAGCAAAGAGUAAGAAGAGCAAGAAGUGAUAGAGAUGAGACCCAGGUUGGUUAAUUUUUGUAACAUAAUCAGCGGUCCGCAUAAACUCCUGAACUUGCGCGACUUAUUUCUACUGCAUCAUUAUGUUGUAAGACCUAUUUAUCAUCAUCACCAGCAGCACCGUCACAAUCUCAUCAUUGAUACUGCUAUCAUUUCCAUCAGCCAUUAGUUUGGAGAUCAGGUACUAGUGAUUUCAGUGUGUCACUGUGUGUGUAGGAUCUUGGUCCUUAGUAUAUACUAGUGUAGUAGUAUAUAACUUACAUUCCUGAGCAUUUUCACAUGUGAUAUAUCAUCCUUUAUUUGUUGUUGUUAUCAUCCCACCUAGUUUUUGCUGGUAAUGUGUUAGAGAAUGAUCAUGUUUGAGAUUAUUAUAAUUAUUAUUUCAAAAUGUUUAUCCUUCCUAAAAAACAUAAAUUUUAGUUAUAACUUCAAACAAUAGAGAUUACAUUGAUAUAUCAAAAUUUGUUUGAGUAAGUGUACUAAAUGAUAACUUUUAUUAACACUUGGUUGUUACUCAAAACAAGAACUUGGAGGGAGCCUUAAUUAGUUUACUAUAUUCAUGGUAUUAAAUAGGGUCUCAAGCUGGCGCUUGAGAUAAUAAAGGAAUGUGUGUGUGUGUAUGUGUGUGUGUGUGAGAGAGAGAGAGAGGGGGGCAGAGAAAUUUCCAGUUAAUGAUUCCCUUCCUCAAAACUAUUGCAAAUUUACAAUACUGUAUCUCAUGAUACUACUGUAUUAUUGAUAUUAUGAAAACUGAAUUAAGGUAACACCGAAGAAAAUUAUAAUAAAUAUUUAAUCAUGAAAGAAGCUUUAUUAUUUCAGUUAUCUCAGCUGUAAAAGUGGAUGUUGAAUGUAAUUUCAGAAUUCCUUGGUCUCCAUGCAUACCUGUUUACGUACCUGCUAAUACUAAGUGUAUAUCUGUGUAUAGUGAGCAAGGUAAGCAAAAUCCAUAUAUUUUAUUUUAUAUAUUUUUAGUGUAGGAACUGCCAUGAAUAUAACCAUGUUCUUAUUUAUUACUCAUAUGUAACAAUAUACUGGUAUUAGUUCAAACACAUGUUUGAUAAUGGUUUUAUAAUCUCAAGAUUGUAAAAUCAGUAUUUUUUGAGCCUCAGGCCUUCCUGCCACCACUAUACUUUACUUAAAAGCUAUACUAAAUUGUCUUUACAACAAAGCACUUUUGCAUUAAAACAUUUUAUAUGCCAAUAUGUUACAAAAAUAAUCUUAUGUACAAAUUUA
Messenger RNA from Eriocheir sinensis (Chinese mitten crab), 3648 nucleotides. RefSeq names its product protein phosphatase 1 regulatory subunit 21-like. Bases 156 to 2405 code for a protein of 749 amino acids. Lineage: Eukaryota; Metazoa; Arthropoda; Malacostraca; Decapoda; Varunidae. The transcript is spliced from 18 exons. Gene Ontology annotation, cellular component: early endosome; membrane. The record is from RefSeq and is a predicted model, not a curated record.